AAACAACACUCUUCUUGCUUCCUCAAACUGUCAUCAAAACAGCAUUCAUUAGCUCAAUUGCUCGCAUUCAAUCGCUUUAUCAACCUCUAUUAAUGUUCUGCUUCCUUCCCUUCCGCUCGAAGUCGUCUGUGGUAGCUAUCACUCCAGCAGCUGCUACUCAACAAUCCGCAUUCAAUACCGAUGCUUGUCCGAAAAACGCCAAAAAUGACACUUCAAAGAUGCACCUUGACAUUUUCAUGACCGAGUACACGGGCAAGGAGCCGUUUCGUGGUCCGCCUGACUUGAUGACGCAGUUUCGCUUCCCUCAUCCAGGAGCAAUGCCUCAUGAAUGCACCCCUUCUCAUCCUGUGAAGCCGAGCCGGGCUAAGGCCUUGUGUAACUUGGUGACCUCUGCCAAAGAGCUUGACCUCGGCUUACGCAAGGCCUCGGCGGAGGAAGUGGCUCUCUACAGUCCACCACCAUUAAGUUCCUCGGAAGCAAUUUGCAAGUUUUACGGAGUCUGCGACUAUACCGGGCCACCCUUGAACUCGUUGCUUUAUAUUAACGACUAUCUCAAACACGGGAAUGAGCGUACGGACGAACUUGCAGUUGACAGACUGGUCGACCUUUGCCGUGCGCGUGACAGUGACAGUGAUGAUGAGGAACUCGACCCCUCGGGAUUGUAUGACGGACUCUAUGGAUCUGAAGGUCUCAAGCAGGGAGAGACUAUGUGGCGGACCUUAGACCCCUGCACAGAGCAGCGACUGUACGGCUCUACGCGUACCGCGCCUGCCAUGUUGGAUGGUCGCGUGUCUUCCAUGCACAAAAGAGCAGCUGUAUCCGGUCAUACCAUAUCACUCAGUUUCAGCGUUCCAGCCGGCAAACGACUUUGCGUUGAGGAUUUCCGACAAAUGUAUGCCGCACCCAUGGACACCGCAAACACCUUCCAUUAUGAACAUGCCCAAACACCGUCAGAGCGAUUGAACAAGCUCAUCGGUAUCUAACUUCAACAUCAGUUAUACGACGCUCGGCAUCUCCCAGUGUCGGUGAUUCGUUUGUCCUUGAACCUCCUUAGCAAUACGAAUGAGACUUUUUUCUUUACUUUAGCGAGU
Messenger RNA from Saitoella complicata NRRL Y-17804, 1091 nucleotides. RefSeq lists its product as uncharacterized. The transcript has a single exon. The coding region runs from base 93 to 983 and encodes 296 amino acids. Lineage: Eukaryota; Fungi; Ascomycota; Saitoellomycetes; Saitoellales; Saitoellaceae. The record is from RefSeq and is a predicted model, not a curated record.